GCCCCUGAGCCCGGAGCGGCCCCGGAACGGCCCCGGAGCGGCCCCGGAGCGGCCCGGGCCCGGCGGCCGCGAUCUGCCCUGUCUGACUCCGGCGUGGGGCCCUCGAGGAACCUUCUGGGCUGUGGAAGAGUGAGGGGAAAGAUGGGCCAUUGGGGGAGUGUCCCUGCACAGAGUGAAGCCAGCCCAGCCCUGUGCCGCUCCAGGAGGAAUUCUGCCACGGGAGGGUUCUGGCACCGGUGACGAGCGAUGGGGUAUGAUGUAACUCGUUUCCAGGGGGACGUUGAUGAGGACCUUAUAUGCCCCAUCUGCAGUGGGGUCCUGGAGGAGCCGGUUCAGGCUCCCCACUGCGAGCACGCCUUCUGCAAUGCCUGCAUCACGCAGUGGUUCUCGCAGCAGCAGACGUGCCCCGUGGACCGCAGCGUGGUGACGGUCGCCCACCUGCGCCCGGUGCCGCGGAUCAUGCGGAACAUGCUGUCCAAGCUGCAGAUCACCUGUGACAACGCUGUCUUCGGCUGCACGGCCGUCGUGCGCCUCGACAACCUCAUGUCUCACCUCAACGACUGCGAGCACAACCCCAAGCGCCCGGUGACGUGCGAGCAGGGAUGCGGCUUGGAAAUGCCCAAAGAUGAGCUGCCAAACCACAACUGCAUCAAGCACCUGCGGUCGGUGGUGCAGCAGCAGCAGACACGGAUCGCCGAGCUGGAGAAGACCUCGGCGGAGCACAAGCACCAGCUGGCUGAGCAGAAGCGGGAUAUCCAGCUGCUCAAGGCCUACAUGCGGGCGAUCCGCAGCGUCAACCCCAACCUGCAGAACCUGGAGGAGACCAUCGAGUACAACGAGAUCCUGGAGUGGGUGAACUCCCUGCAGCCGGCGCGGGUGACGCGGUGGGGCGGGAUGAUCUCCACGCCGGACGCGGUGCUCCAGGCCGUCAUCAAGCGCUCGCUGGUGGAGAGCGGCUGCCCCGCGUCCAUCAUCAACGAGCUCAUCGAGAACGCCCACGAGCGGAACUGGCCGCAGGGCCUGGCCACGCUGGAGACGCGCCAGAUGAACCGGCGCUACUACGAGAACUAUGUGGCCAAGCGCAUCCCCGGGAAGCAGGCGGUGGUGGUGAUGGCCUGCGAGAACCAGCACAUGGGCGAGGACAUGGUGCUCGAGCCGGGACUCGUCAUGAUCUUUGCACACGGAGUGGAGGAGAUCUGAGGGAUUCUGGGGACAGGCGCUUCGAGGGAGAGGAGGGGGAAGGUGCAGAGAGGGGGAGGCCCAGGGAGGCCGCUCAGAACUGCUGGUGUUCCCUGGUCACCGACAUGGACUUUAGGGAACUGUCCCCUCUGACCUCUGGGUUCCUCAGUGACACGACUGAACCCCUCUGGUAAACCCUGCGCAGAGCUCAGCCGGCGCUGCAGCCCCUCCACGUCCCCCCUUUGCUUCCCCGUUCCGUGUCUUUCUUGGACAGAAGGAGCGACGGCUCCACACGCACUGCCAGACCCCUUGGUGGGUCCCCCAAAAUCCCGGCUCGCGAUCCAGCCCAGACCCCCAGGACCAGCCCUGCUGCCUGGCAGCUCUCACUCAUUCCACAGCCAAUUUCCUCACGGGAUUUCUCACUCCCUCUGGGUUUUCCACCUCACUCUCUGGUGUCUCUCCAAGCUUUUAUCUGACCCCGCAGCAGCGGGAGCUGCUCCCCUCCUGCAGGGGGAAGGGGCUUGUCUUGGUGUCCCCAAAGUGGGCACUGCCAGUGUCACUGACCCCGGAGCCAAACAGCUGCAGCCGAGCCCCUGGAGUGGGGGGUCCUUGGCCUUGGGGACCCUUCUUCCCCCUCUUGCUCUGUGCAUGCCCCAGCCCCUCUCCUCGGGAGCAGCCAUCUCCCCUCGGGCAUCUCCCACCUCCCCCUGGUCCUGCCCCGUGUUUGGCUCUGCUUUCUCCACUCUUGGUGUUACUUUUCCUGACACUUGUGAUUGUGGUUCUGUAUUUUUUGUACUUUUUUUUGGCCUUUUUUUCGUUUUUAUUCCCCCCUUUUAUUUGAUUUUUCAAGUACCAUGGGCAGGCGCCUCUGGCCUGGUUCUGUGGGACUUGUUGGGAAUUUAAUUUAUUUGCAUUUGUUUUGUUUUUUUUUACCAUCGUUUCUCCUCCGGUAUCGGUCCCAGUGGAUCGGGCAGGAGGCAGGGAUUGAAAUGAUCAAUAAACAGCAUUCUGAUUGCUUUA
This is a messenger RNA of Empidonax traillii (willow flycatcher), 2199 nucleotides long. It is a transcript of the gene RNF41, whose product is annotated as ring finger protein 41. NCBI's taxonomy places the organism in Eukaryota, Metazoa, Chordata, Aves, Passeriformes, Tyrannidae. The transcript is spliced from 7 exons. Gene Ontology annotation, molecular function: ubiquitin protein ligase activity; zinc ion binding. Gene Ontology annotation, biological process: protein K63-linked ubiquitination; positive regulation of JNK cascade; regulation of canonical NF-kappaB signal transduction. The record is from RefSeq and is a predicted model, not a curated record. Bases 247 to 1200 code for a protein of 317 amino acids. Gene Ontology annotation, cellular component: plasma membrane signaling receptor complex.